Nanorana parkeri is the source of this 2404-nucleotide messenger RNA. RefSeq names its product digestive organ expansion factor homolog (zebrafish) (gene UTP25). Lineage: Eukaryota; Metazoa; Chordata; Amphibia; Anura; Dicroglossidae. The coding region runs from base 28 to 2334 and encodes 768 amino acids. Gene Ontology annotation, cellular component: nucleolus; small-subunit processome. The record is from RefSeq and is a predicted model, not a curated record. Gene Ontology annotation, biological process: maturation of SSU-rRNA from tricistronic rRNA transcript (SSU-rRNA, 5.8S rRNA, LSU-rRNA). The transcript is spliced from 12 exons. Gene Ontology annotation, molecular function: U3 snoRNA binding; rRNA binding.
UGCAUUUCACGUGUGUGUGAGCUGACGAUGGGGAAGAGAAGGAAGCAGAAGGAGGAUGUCAGCACAUUGACCAAGAAGCAGAAGAAGCAUCUGAAGGAAUUUGGGGAGCAGCAUCCAUUCUAUGACAAAGUGUCACAGAAAGCAGAGAGGACUCAGGUUGUCCAGCUGCUUGAUAGCUCAGGGGAUGAGUCGCAUGAGAGUGAGGCUGAGAGCGAGCCAGAGAAUGUCAGUGUGUACCAUCAGCUGCUGGCCACAUUAAAGCAUGUCUCUGAUGAUGAUGAAGAGGAGGAUGAUGAUGAUGAUGAAGUAGUUGAAGAGCAUGAUGAUGAAGGUAAUGAAGAAACAGAAGGGCAAAGUGGAGCAGAGGAGGAAGCAGAGGUCUCUGAAGAAGAGGAUGAGGACAGUGGGAAAGAGGAUGAAGCCGCAGCAGAGAAAUUGUCCAGGGAGGAGGCAGAGGGAGAAAAGGAAGAUGACAAUGAAGGUGACAAAGAACUGGAAGAUCCACCCCAAGAAGAAGGGGAUUUUACAGAUACCAAACAUGAAUCUGCAUUUAGUUUGGAGACAAAUUUUAUAGACCAUGACAUGGAAGAUCUCAAGGACAGACCUCCGUCGCCGUCAGCUGUUACCUCUUCAGAUCCUUUUAUAAAGCAUAUUGAUCGGGAGCUGGAGGAGGAUGACAUCACUCAGAUUUCAACCAGCUCUAAAACAUCAUUGUCUUUCAAGUGGUCAACCUUGGGGCAGUUCACAUUCACAUCUACAUACAAGAAAGCUCCUCCUUUAAAACUAGUCAAGGAAAAUGACCUUGAUAAGCUUCAUCUACGUAAGCCUUUGGAUUCCACCUGGCCUAAAGUGAACCGUUUGUAUUUAACAAACCAGACUGAAAAGAACUUCACUUCCUUACAAAGAGAACUUUUUACAGUUCUGAAUUCCUACAAGGAUUUGUAUUACCCAUCCAGGCCGGCUACAGCCCAAGGAGAAGAGAUUAGGCAUGUGUACUGUCUCCAUGCCCUGAAUCAUGUGCUAAAAGCAAACUCCCAGGUCCUCGGCAACAACGCUAAAAAGAGAGAUCAGAAGAGCGCACAUGAUGAAGAGGACCUCCGAGACCAGGGCCUGACUCGACCUAAGGUCCUUAUUGUUGUUCCAUUUCGUGAGUCUGCCCUGCGAGUGGUCCAGAUUCUAAUCAGCCUCAUGGAAGCCCCUGGUAGGAAGGUCGAUGUUAGCAACAAGAAGAGGUUCAAAGAUGAGUUUGGCUGUGAACCUGAAGACCGGCCUCCGAACCUGAAGCGGCCGGAGGAUUAUGAAGCAGUGUUUGCUGGGAAUAUCGAUGAUCAUUUCAGGAUGGGAGUGGCCAUUCUGCAGAAGAGCAUGAGACUUUACUCUCCGUUCUACUCCUCGGACAUCAUUAUUGCUUCCCCUCUUGGUGUCCGUACCAUCAUCGGUAGUGAGGGAGAGAAAAAACGGGAUUUUGAUUUCCUGUCUUCUAUAGAGAUUCUCAUCAUUGAUCAAGCAGAUAUUUACCUGAUGCAGAACUGGGAACAUGUCUUGCACAUGAUGUCUCACCUCAACCUCCAACCAACAGACUCUCAUGGGGUGGACUUCUCCCGCGUUCGAAUGUGGAGCCUCAGUAACUGGUCCAAAUACUAUCGGCAGACACUGCUGUUUAGCUCUCUGCAGGAGCCCCAGAUAAACUCUAUAUUUAAUAAGCACUGCUUCAAUUACAGUGGGCAGGUGGCUGUGAAAAACAUCCCUCAGGCAGGUUCUAUAUGUCAAGUGUUGGUCCAGCUGCCGCAUGUGUUUCAACGAUUGGGGGCCGACAGCUUGCUUUCUGUGAUAGAUGCAAGAUUUAAUUUCUUCACUGACAAGAUCCUGCCGCAGUACCGAGAUGCCAUCAUGUCGCAUACACUGAUCUAUGUUCCAUCCUACUUUGACUACGUGCGUCUUCGUAAUUACUUUAACAAGGAAGAACUCAGCUUCGCUCAUAUCUGUGAAUAUACUGAUAAACCUGGGGUUUCUAGAGCACGGCAGCACUUUCUGAAAGGAGAAAGACAGUUCCUCCUCGUCACCGAAAGAUUCCACUUCUAUAAGAGAUACACAUUGAAGGGCACCAGGAACCUAAUAUUUUAUGAACUUCCCACCUACCCGCACUUCUACAGCGAGGUGUGUAACAUGAUGAAGGCCUGGAAGCAGGGUGAAGAAGCCACGUGGACUUGUACAGUUCUGUAUUCUAAGUACGAUGCUCAGAGACUGGCUGCCGUUGUGGGAGCAGAGAGAGCAGCGCAGAUGUUACAGUCAAAGAAGAGCGUGCAUCUGUUUGUUACCGGAGAAAACAACUAACCCGGAAACAGGGAAAGUCUUUCAGCCAGAACUCAGCUUCAUUGUGUACAGAAUAACUAUUGGUUACAGA